Drosophila simulans is the source of this 2038-nucleotide messenger RNA. RefSeq names its product very long-chain specific acyl-CoA dehydrogenase, mitochondrial (gene Acadvl). The record is from RefSeq and is a predicted model, not a curated record. Lineage: Eukaryota; Metazoa; Arthropoda; Insecta; Diptera; Drosophilidae. Gene Ontology annotation, molecular function: flavin adenine dinucleotide binding; very-long-chain fatty acyl-CoA dehydrogenase activity; fatty-acyl-CoA binding. The transcript has a single exon. Bases 76 to 1959 code for a protein of 627 amino acids.
UCGUGGGUGAUCGGGAAUGUGGGCACACUGUAGACUCUCGGUCCAAAGGGCGAUUUACCAAACAAUUUCGAAACUAUGUGGAGGCACACGAUCCAAAGUACCAGGUACCUGGCAGGAAAUGCCUCGCUCUGCAGGCAAAUAGCCACGCACAGUCCCAAGCUGGGGGCGGAAAGCAAUCGCAGCAAGGAGAAGGCAAGUGAGAAUGAGUCCUUUAUGGCCAACAUCUUCCGUGGGUCUCUGGUGUCGAGCCAAGUGUUCCCGUAUCCGGAUGUCCUGACCGCGGAGCAGAAGGAGCUGACCAACAGUCUGAUAGAUCCGUUCGAGCGUUUCUUCUCCGAUGUCAAUGACGCUGCCCGCAACGAUGCCAACGCUAAAAUAGAUGACGCCACUUCGACGGCUCUGUGGGAGCUCGGGGCCUUCGGAAUCCAAGUGCCAUCUGAUUUCGGUGGCCUCGGUCUGAACAAUACCCAGUACGGCAGACUGUGUGCCAUUGUGGGUGUCAACGAUCUGGGACUGGGCAUCACGAUUGGCGCCCAUCAGAGUAUUGGAUUCAAGGGAAUACUGCUGUACGGCACCCCCGAGCAGAAGGAGAAGUACCUGCCCAAGGUGGCCGCCGAGCAGGUGUACGCUGCCUUUGCCCUUACGGAACCCAGCUCCGGAUCUGAUGCGGGUUCCAUUCGAUGCCGUGCCGUGAAGAGUGCCGAUGGAAAGCAUUACGUCCUAAAUGGCUCGAAAAUCUGGAUUUCCAAUGGCGGAAUUGCCGAAAUCAUGACCGUUUUCGCACAGACUGAGCAGGUGGACCCGAAGACUGGCGAAAAGAAGGACAAGGUGACUGCUUUCAUCGUUGAACGAUCCUUCGGAGGUGUAACCAAUGGACCACCAGAGAAGAAAAUGGGCAUCAAGGCAUCGAACACGGCCGAAGUCUAUUUCGAGGAUGUAAAGAUUCCAAUUGAAAAUGUGCUCGGCAAGGAAGGAGACGGAUUCAAGGUUGCCAUGAACAUAUUGAACAACGGUCGGUUCGGAAUGGGCGCUACGCUAUCGGGAACAAUGAAGAAAUGCAUCGAACAGGCCACCGAGCAUGCCAACAACCGAGUUCAGUUUGGUCAAAAACUAAAGAACUAUGGAUCCAUCCAAGAGAAAUUGGCCCAGAUGAACAUUCUGCAGUACGCCACGGAGUCGAUGGCGUUCACUAUUUCACAAAACAUGGAUGCCGGCAGCAAGGACUAUCACUUGGAAGCCGCCAUCUCGAAGAUCUACGCUUCGGAAAGCGCGUGGUACGUUUGCGACGAGGCUAUACAGAUUCUGGGCGGCAUGGGAUACAUGGUGGAUACUGGACUAGAACGAGUCCUGCGUGACCUGCGCAUUUUCCGCAUAUUCGAGGGCACCAAUGACAUUCUCCGGCUGUUCAUUGCCCUGACUGGCAUCCAAUAUGCGGGAUCCCACCUCAAGGAACUGCAGCGCGCAUUCAAGAAUCCCUCGGCCAAUUUGGGACUGAUUUUCAAGGAGGCCUCCAGGCGGGCCGCCUCUACUGUCGGCUUGGGCGGCACCGAUCUGAGUGGCCACGUAGUGUCUGAACUUUUACCCUAUGCCAAAAAAACGGCCCAUUGUAUUGAUCUUUUUGGACAAUCGGUGGAAGAACUAUUGCUGCGAUACAACAAAAACAUAGUUAACGAACAAAUUUUGCUAACACGACUGGCAAAUGCAGCCAUUGAUAUUUAUGCAAUGGUUGUGACGCAAUCACGAUCAUCCCGUGCAGUCACUCUGAAUCUGCCAACUGCACAACACGAGCUCAACAUGACCAAGGCACUCACUAUUCAGGCAUCUGAUCGAGUGAUUAAGAAUCUACAGGCUGCCACAUCCAGUCAUCAUAGGUCUCUCAAUGAGAAGAUUUCCACCAUUGCCAAGACUACGCUGGAAAAUGGCGGUGUGACUACGACUGGAAUCUUGGAUCAAAACUAGAACAAUAUACUUUUAUACGAAUUUUAAGCCCUUGAUUGUUACCCUAGUAUGAAUGCCAAUAAAGUCUUGUAAAUAAUAA